Spea bombifrons (plains spadefoot toad) is the source of this 1793-nucleotide messenger RNA. It is a transcript of the gene RCC1L, whose product is annotated as RCC1 like. NCBI's taxonomy places the organism in Eukaryota, Metazoa, Chordata, Amphibia, Anura, Pelobatidae. The record is from RefSeq and is a predicted model, not a curated record. The transcript is spliced from 12 exons. Bases 123 to 1508 code for a protein of 461 amino acids.
CUGGCGUUUCGAGGUCAACAGCAUGGAACAGUGCAUGCCGGCGACAAGCUACGUGUUGAGACUUCCGGCUACAAAAGUAUAUGGGUUGAGAACAUGUGUCUCUGCGGGCGAUAUCUGCGUGAAUGAACCAUUGCUCUUCAAUAAAUAAAAACAUGGCGGCUGCUUUUCGCCACACACGCCGCUGCUCGCACGUUCUGAAGUCCGCCCUUGAGCAUCAACGGAGCUUGGCCUCUGCAGCAGGAAGGAGCAGCAAAGAUGACGCGCUACCUGUUUUUCAGUACGCGGGAGCGAGCUCCAGAAGAAAAGGUCGUGUAUUCGUAUGGGGAUUCUCCAACACUGGUGCAUUGGGUAUUCCCAGUUUUGUGGCCCCUGAUACAGGAAGAAAGAAACCCAAAAAAUAUCAGUUAACUCCCUAUAGGCUAGAUAUGGAUGAGAAGAUAUCUUCAGCAGCCUGUGGCUAUGGCUUCACCCUGUUGUCCUCCAGCACAAGUGAUAUUACAAAGGUUUGGGGAAUGGGACUGAAUAAGGAUUCCCAAAUUGGGUUUCACAGGAGUCGGAGAGAUCGAACUAAAGGGUACGAAUACGUGCUGGAGCCUUCACCAGUUCCGCUGCCGUUGGACAAGCCACAAGAAACACGGGUACUACAAGUGUCGUGUGGGAGAGCUCACUCAUUAAUUCUGACUGACAAAGAAGGAGUUUUCAGCUUGGGAAAUAAUGCUUAUGGGCAAUGUGCAAGAAAAAUUGUUGAAGGAGAAAUAUACAGUGAAAGCCACCUAAUACACAGGGUCAAGCAGCUAGACAGCAAUGUGGUUCAGGUUGUGUGUGGUCAGGACCACAGUCUCUUCAGAACUGAUAUAGGGGAUGUCUAUUCCUGUGGCUGGGGCGCUGACGGACAGACGGGACUUGGCCAUUAUGGCAUCUGCAGUGUUCCCACAAAGCUAGGUGGGGAUUUGUUGGGUGUGAAUAUCAUUCAGGUGGCUACGUACGGAGAUUGCUGUCUGGCUGUUUCAGAGGACGGAGACCUCUUUGGUUGGGGAAACUCGGAGUACCUCCAGCUUGCAUCUGUCUCUGACACCACACAGGUGAAUGUCCCCCGACACUUACCAUUUAAGCAUCUUGGUAAAGUUAAGCAAGCUGUGUGUGGAGGCACUGGAUGUGCGGUUUUAAAUGGAGAAGGGAAUGUGUUUGUCUGGGGUUACGGAAUCCUUGGAAAAGGACCAAACUUAAUGGAGGCGCAGAUACCAGAGAUGAUCCCACCUACACUUUUUGGCAUGUCAGAAUUCAACCCAGAUGUCAUGGUCUCCCAGAUCUGCUCAGGAAUGGGACACUUUGCUGCAGUAAACAAUCGAGGAGAGCUGUUUGUGUGGGGUAAAAAUAUGAGAGGUUGUUUGGGCACUGGAAGACUUGAAGAUCAGUACUUUCCGUGGAGAGUCACUGUUCCUGGAGAAGUUAUUAAUAUUGCUUGCGGAGUAGACCAUAUGGUGGCCCUCGUGAAGUCACUUGUCUGAGAAAAAGGAUUAAUGCAAUGCUUGCAAUAUUUAAUAAGAUACUUUUAUCCCUCCACAUUUCGGUGAACUCAUUAACAAAUGAAUGCAGAAUACCAGAGUCUCAUAUUUUGCUCGAAAAAUACAAUUUGCAUGUCUGAAUCUCUCUCUCUACGAUGUAAAAAUAAUGGUCCAAUAACUAUGAAGGCUACAGCAGAGAAGUAUUAUUGCAAAAUGUGGGGAUAAAUAAAUUGAGCUUCACUUCCCAUUGUGAAUGAGUCGGGAGAUGUGUCCUGUCACAAAGGAGGA